Molecule: messenger RNA, 438 nt
Organism: Penaeus monodon (black tiger shrimp)
Lineage: Eukaryota; Metazoa; Arthropoda; Malacostraca; Decapoda; Penaeidae
Product: protein phosphatase 1E-like
Exons: 5
Coding region: 1-438 (145 amino acids)
Biological process (GO): protein dephosphorylation; negative regulation of protein kinase activity
Molecular function (GO): protein serine/threonine phosphatase activity
Source: RefSeq, a predicted model, not a curated record
AUGGCAGUGAUGAUGCGUCUGAAGGGCGGGACGACGGCGGUGGUGGCCCUGGUCCGGGAGAAGCGGCUGGUGGUGGCCUGGCUGGGCGACUCGCAGGCGCUGCUGGUGCGUCGUCGGAACCCCGUCAGGAUGGUGGAGCCCCACAAGCCGGAAUUGCCGGUGGAGCGAGAGCGAGUGGAGGAAAUGGGCGGUUGCGUCAUCAACAUCCAGGGCACUUGGCGCGUCCUGGGACAGCUGGCCGUCUCCAGAGCCAUUGGUGACGCGGACUACAAGCCGUACGUGUCGUCCGAGUGCGACAUCAAGUCCCUGGAGAUCGAAGGCGACGAGGACUUCCUGAUCCUGGCGUGCGACGGCCUGUGGGACACCCUCACGCCCGAAGCCGCCGUCAACGUGGUCUACGCCUACCUCACCCACAACGACGAUAUUCUCAUAGCUUAA